Molecule: messenger RNA, 828 nt
Organism: Nestor notabilis (Kea)
Lineage: Eukaryota; Metazoa; Chordata; Aves; Psittaciformes; Psittacidae
Gene: LACTB2
Product: lactamase, beta 2
Exons: 6
Cellular component (GO): mitochondrial matrix
Molecular function (GO): single-stranded RNA binding; RNA endonuclease activity
Source: RefSeq, a predicted model, not a curated record
UGUAACAUUAACUCACAUGAGCACUCUGAAUUAUCUCACUGUUGGGGGUUUUUUCUUCUUUUUUUUUUUCUUUUGUCCGGGUGUAGAAGAGUCCUUAUUGACACUGGGCAGCCAAAUACUCCUGAAUAUAUUGGCUGGUUAAAGCAGGCACUGUCAGAGUUCAGCGUCUCAAUUCAAGAAAUUUUAGUGACACAUUGGCAUUAUGAUCACGUCGGUGGAAUACCUGAUAUCUGCGAAAACAUCCCUAAUGACUCUGAGUAUCGCAUCAGUAAGCUUCCUCGUGUCCCUCACCGUGAAGAAAAUAUAAGGGGAGGACGUAAAUAUAUUUAUCUUAAAGAGGGAGAUGUGGUACAGACAGAAGGAGCCACACUCAGAGUUUUAUAUACUCCUGGACACACUGAUGAUCAUAUGGUUUUACAUCUAGAAGAAGAAAAUGCUAUAUUUUCUGGAGACUGUAUUUUAGGGGAAGGAACAACAAUAAUUGAAGACCUGCAUGAUUACAUGAAAACUUUGGAAAGGUUGUUACAAAUGAAACUAGAUUUAAUAUAUCCAGGUCACGGCCCAGUAGUACGUGAUGCAAACACUAGAAUCCAAGGCUACAUUUCUCACCGAACUGCACGUGAACAGCAAAUUCUGAAUGUUUUCCAGAAGAAUGUUGGAAAAUCAUAUACAUCCUCGGAGCUUGUAAAGCUAGUAUACAAGGAAAUCCCUGAAAAUGUACUUCGAGCAGCAGAAUGUAACCUCCUUGUGCACUUGAAGAAGUUGGAGAAAGAAGGAAAAGUGUUACGUGAGGACUCUCCCAACGUCAGAUGGAAAAACAAUUUAUAA